Molecule: messenger RNA, 1084 nt
Organism: Panicum virgatum (switchgrass)
Lineage: Eukaryota; Viridiplantae; Streptophyta; Magnoliopsida; Poales; Poaceae
Product: CCG-binding protein 1-like
Exons: 3
Coding region: 11-775 (254 amino acids)
Biological process (GO): pollen tube guidance
Cellular component (GO): nucleus; cytosol
Molecular function (GO): mediator complex binding
Source: RefSeq, a predicted model, not a curated record
GGUUUCAAUCAUGCGCUACGAUCCUUAUCCGUUCUACUUCUACCCUGACACUUGCCUUUCUCGCUGCUUUUAUAUAGCUCUCCCGAGCCAAUCCACUCGCAAUUCUGCUACUCGAAACCCACCGAAUUCACUGCAAAAACUGGGCGCAAUGAUGUCUUCGACCACACUCCGGCCGCUGGUGCCAGCGGCGGCGUCGCACAUCACCACCGGCGCCUCGCCCGCGGCUGGGCGGCGCUCGGCGGUGGCGUCGGUGCGCGCGGUGCGGAACUACGACUCGAUCCCGAAGCGGGAGACCUUCAGCUCCAGCCGCAGCAUCCUCGACGAGUUCCUCAGGCAGGAGAAGCCCCUCGUCCAGCGCACCAAAGACCAGAUCACAGAUUAUUGCACGACCAUAGAAGGUGAUGAAUGUUGCAGCUGUUGGGAUGCAUACUUUGAACUGAAUAAACUUGAGCAAGAGCUGCCCAAAGAGGAAAUCGCAAGGAUGGUGAAGGAUUCAGAGGGAGAUGUGAAGUACCUGAUCGACAGCAUCCAUCACCGUUCAAAUCUACGGAAAAAGAUGGCUGAGAAAGCUCGUGAUACUGUUUCAUCAAGCUCCCAGGGGCAAAUGGCGAAGCCAAGGCCUUUCCCUGUGCCUGACGGGUUGCCGAAAACACAGGAAGAGCUUGCCGAAGAAGAGGAAGCUCUGAUGCCAGAGUCCCCUUACACAAGGUUACUGAGAAGGAUGGGGAGAUACCCUGAUUGGUACACCCCGCGCCCUGAUCAUGAGACCGACUGAAUCAAGUCCAUUCACCAUCUUGUGGCAUGAUAAUCUGAAGCUGUAUGUGGCCCGUGGUCAGAUGUCUCAGAUUAGUGUUGCUGUUGCACCUAUGCAGAUUAGGUUCAUAGGUUCUUCUUCCCUGUUUUUGCAAUCUGAACUUUAUAACGGUGUCUGCUUUGUGCCGUGCAGCUCUUACGUCCAGCAUAGCUUUUAUUCCACUCUGUAUUCCCAUUCGAGGUUCUGUGUAUUGGUGCAUCUAUGUAUAUGUAUGUAUACUGCAUAUAGCCUGGAAUAAAAUCUCUGGGACCCAGCGUUUCUGGACACAUA